AUGGACCUGAAACAAUCAGUAGCAGAUCAACUAACAACUCUGCACCCAUGUAUGCCCGUGAACACAAGAAUCGGCAUACUAGGAGGUGGCCCAAGUGGUUUAUCAGCAGCUUAUGCACUUGCUAAGCUUGGGUACAACAAUGUGACCCUUCUAGAGAAAUACCACACAGUCAGUGGGAUGUGUGAAUCAGCUGAUAUUGAAGGGAAAAUGUAUGAUCUUGGAGGUCAAGUUCUAGCAGCAAAUAGUGCUCCCACGAUUUUUCAUUUGGCAAAAGAAUUGGGGUCUGAACUGGAGGAAAUGGACUCGCAUAAAUUAGCCCUCAUUGACAAUGGGAAAUUUCAGGACAUUCCAGUUGCUGAUGACUAUGUAGAUGUGAUAUCGUUGACCUUAGAACUCCAGGAUAAGGCAAAGAAUUCGGGUCGAAAUGGAGUUCAUGCCAUUAGCGAAUUUGCUUCAGAAUCAGUUCCUGAAUUUCUGAAGAGUAGAGGACUUAAAUCUGUUCCAAAAUCAGUUGCCUAUGGAUACACUGCUUCUGGGUAUGGAUUUGUUGAAGAUAUGGCUUAUUCUUACAUUCAUGAAUUCACCCGAACUUCAAUGGCUGGUAAAAUAAGGCGUUUCAAGGGCGGGUAUAUGGGAUUCUGGCAGAAGUUAAGUAAAUCUCUUCCCAUUGAAGUUCAAUGCAACACUGAAGUAAUUGGUAUCAGACGCGACUCCUCUGGUGUAUCUGUUGACACUAGAAAUAGUAGUGGGGAAGUUAACACUAUGGAAUUCGAGAAAAUUAUCAUUUCUGGGGGUUUUCCUUUCACAAACGGGAAAGUUUACCGAUCACCAACAUAUGUAUCAGCAGAAAGUGAAAAUCGAUGGAUGGACUUAAGUAAUCUUGAGAAGGAACUGUUCAGUAAGGUGCAGACGAUAGAUUACUAUACAACAGUGAUGAAAAUCAAAGGGUUGGAUCAUUUGCCAAUAGGAUUUUAUUACUGUGCCGAAUUCAUGGAUGAUCCUGCCACUAUAGGCAAUCCAGUGGCAAUUCAGAGAUUCUAUGCCGAUACAGAUAUAUAUCUUUUCUGGUCUUAUGGUAAUGCUGUUGAUAUUAUGGGGCCAAGGGUCACUGAACUUGCAAUUGAUGCGGUUAACAGAAUGGGAGGUCAAGUUGAAAAUGUAAUACUGCAGAGACGGUUCAAGUAUUUCCCUCAUGUUACCAGCCAAGAUAUGAAGGAAGGAUUUUAUGAGAAACUGGAGACUGAACUUCAAGGUCAACAGAACACUUACUAUGUAGGUGGACUUGUUGCGUUUGAACUUACAGAGAGAAAUUCAACCUACUCUAUGAAUCUUGUUCGCAAACACUUUGCAGAUGAUGACCCUUUACCAAAAUUUCCAUAUGUGAAGGUACAACAAAUUCCGAUUAUUACAUAA
Messenger RNA from Erigeron canadensis, 1413 nucleotides. RefSeq lists its product as uncharacterized. Lineage: Eukaryota; Viridiplantae; Streptophyta; Magnoliopsida; Asterales; Asteraceae. The record is from RefSeq and is a predicted model, not a curated record. The transcript is spliced from 5 exons. Bases 1 to 1413 code for a protein of 470 amino acids. Gene Ontology annotation, molecular function: oxidoreductase activity.